Molecule: messenger RNA, 2560 nt
Organism: Tripterygium wilfordii
Lineage: Eukaryota; Viridiplantae; Streptophyta; Magnoliopsida; Celastrales; Celastraceae
Product: putative wall-associated receptor kinase-like 16
Exons: 6
Coding region: 1-2412 (803 amino acids)
Biological process (GO): cell surface receptor signaling pathway; protein phosphorylation
Cellular component (GO): plasma membrane
Molecular function (GO): ATP binding; calcium ion binding; protein serine/threonine kinase activity
Source: RefSeq, a predicted model, not a curated record
AUGAUGAAACUUGGCAUGCUUGGGUUAGCAAUAUUAGCAGUAGCAGUAGCUGCUCAAACCAUUCCAGGCUGCCAAGAAAGUUGCGGAAACAUUAGCAUCCCAUACCCAUUUGGGUUGAAACCUGGUUGCUACUUGGACGAUCACUUUCUCAUCACUUGCAAUAACACCGCUUUCGACCCUCCCCAAGCCUUCUUAACUGUUGAGAUGAGUCAAUUUAGUAAAAUACUUUUCUGGUUGUGUCAUAUGAUUUUUUAUUCUACUUGGUUGCUGGUGGUUGCUGGUCUUGAAGUUGUUAAAGUAGUUGAAGCUGUUACAGAAGUUGUUGAUCUUAGUCUCACUACUUGUCUUCAUAUUUCAACAUUAACGACCAGUGAUAUUCCUGUACUCAACAUCUCUCUCGAAGAGGCUCACCUGCUCAUCACCUCCGACAAAACUUAUCGUAUUUACAGCUUUGGAAACACAACCUCAUACGACGGAGACUCUCUCGGUCUAGCAAAAUUUCCAAUUUCAGAUACCAAAAAUAAGUUCACUGUCGUCGGAUGCGACACAAUUGGUGUCAUUGCUGGUUCCACGGGCCAAAGUUACACCACUGGUUGUGUGACAAAGUGUGAUAACAUUACCGAUGUAGUGAACGGUUCUUGCUCUGGCGUCGGAUGUUGCCAGACCAUUAUCCCAAAAUAUGCCAUGGACUACGAUAUUACUCUCGUAAGCUAUGAAUAUGAUAACCAUAACUCUUCUUUGGAGGUCAAUAAUUGCAGCUACGGAUUUGUAGUGGGGGAUGGUUUUUACAAUUUCUCCUCUUCCCAUCUCUACAAUCUAACCACAACUUCUUUUCCUAUGUUUCUUGAUUGGUCAAUCGGCGAUCAAACUUGUAAUGAGGCGAAGAAGAACCAAUCAAGUUACGCUUGCAAGCAAAAUAGCAAUUGCUCUGAUUCACAAAAUGGUCCUGGGUAUUUGUGCCAUUGCCUUGAAGGUUUCAAUGGAAAUCCUUACCUCCAAAAUGGUUGCAUGGAUAUAAACGAAUGCGACAUAGGGUCACACCACUGCAAUUUGACUUGUCACAACUAUCCUGGUGGAUAUAACUGUUCAUGUCCACCAGGAUACAUUGGUGAUGGAUGGAACAACGGUACCAGUUGCAGAGUCAAUCGCGUCUCCAAGUCCAAGAGGUUUCCGGUCGUCAUUGUUGUACUGGGAAUCAGUAUUAGCCUCUUAGUUCUACUUCUUUUAGUUUCAUGGCUACAAAUCGGACUCAGACAAAGAAAGCUCAACAAGCUAAGAGAGAAAUUCUUUGAGCAAAAUGGUGGGAGCUUGUUAAGAAGAGAACUUUCAAGAUGCAAACUGUCUAAAGAAAUAGCUCAAAUAUUUACAGAAGAAGAUCUCAAGAAGGCGACGGAUAAUUACCACGACAGUAGAAUCCUUGGUAGAGGAGGCCAAGGAAUAGUCUACAAAGGUAUAUUGCAAAAUCAAGGUUUAGUAGCCAUAAAAAAGUCGUCCCGGAUUGGAGAUGAAAGGCAAGUUGAAGAAUUCAUUAAUGAAGUAAUCGUCGUCUCCCAAAUUAACCAUCGAAAUGUGGUUAAACUACUGGGAUGUUGUUUAGAGACAGAAGUCCCUCUACUUGUUUAUGAGUUUGUCACAAAUGGUACACUCUUCCACCAUAUCCACAAUGUAGAAGACAACAAUAAUUCUCCACUGCUUCCAUGGGAGACUCGUUUCAAAAUAGUGACUGAGACAGCUGGAGCACUUUCUUAUUUGCAUUCUGCUGCUUCAAUUCCAAUCAUUCACCGCGACAUCAAGUCUGCAAACAUUCUUCUAGAGGACGACUACACUGCCAAAAUAGCCGACUUUGGAGCUUCAAGGUUAAUCCCUCAUGAUCAGACAGAAUUAGUCACACUUGUGCAGGGCACUCUUGGAUAUAUGGAUCCUGAAUACUUGCAAACAAGCCAAUUGACCGACAAGAGUGAUGUUUAUAGCUUCGGCGUUAUCCUUGUUGAGUUACUCACGGGAAAGAAGGCAUUUUCAUUUCGAAAUCCAGAAGACCUGAGGAACUUGGCUAUAUAUUUUGUUUCUGCAAUAAAAGAAGAUCGAUUGGUCGAGAUUCUUGAUCAUAGAGUGGUGAAUGCGAGCAAUAUUGAGCAGGUGAAGGAAGUAGCUAUGUUGGCUAGAGGAUGUGUGAGAGUGAAGGGAGAGGAGAGGCCAAGUAUGAAGGAAGUUGCAUAUAAACUAGAAGGGCUGAGAGUUAAAGGUGAUCAUGAUCAUCCUCCUUGGGUUGCUUGUGAUUUGUACCCAGAAGAAACUGAAAGGUUCAUUAAGCCAGCAAAUGGUGGUGAUCAUGGUGAUGCUGGCAGUACUAGCAGCAGCAGGACAACUGGGUAUUCUGUCAUGAGUAGCAUGGAAAUUAAAGCUGGUAGAUGAUUCAGUUUCUAGCAUAAUCGGAUCAAGUAUUCUAUUGUAUACAUUUUGCUUCUUUGACUCUUUUGUUUAGUACUUUUCUUGUAUGUAAGAUUGUUAGUGUUAGUAAGGUUUCUCUCAUUUGCAUGUGUAUUGUACAUGCAAGUUUGUA